AUGCGACCAGUUGCAUUGUCUUCUCGAGUUUCGAGAACUAAAGCAUGCAUCAGACGUAGAGUCGACAUAGAGCUCCAUGUAGAGACAUGUGACCAAACUAACCUUGGGGAGAACCUCCAAGCAACAAGAGUCGACGACACUGUCCGCUCGAGCCUUGGAGACAUGUCCUGGUAUGCCGGCAAGCCUCCGGAUUGGGAGGUGUGUUGGGACUUUGCGAAUCGCCAUAAGCAAGGCAACACGUGGAACGGCGGGCCGUAUUCUGAGGUUGAGCCUUCCCCGGAGUCCUAUGAGUCCUAUCACCCAUGGGCCGACACUCAGCCGUGGUUUCCAGCGGCGCAGCCGCAGUUCUGGCCAGACCCAUCGUGGGAAUACAUGCAGCUCCUGCAGAUGCAGGCAUCGGCAGCCAGAAGUUCUGCCAUGCCCAGACCUGUUCAAGAGACGGACUCCGUGGCCCUGCCGCCAUCUUUGGAAAAGCGGCUGCAGGAAUUGAAAAGCAACAAAGCGGCAAAGCCAGCUGCACCGCCACCGCCUGACAGGGAGUUUGAGGGCAGCCUCAAGUCCCUCAGUGACAGGCACGGCUAUGGCUUCAUUGCCUGUCAGGAUGUACAUAGGAUCUACGGUCGAGACACGUACGUCCCGAAGGACCUCGUUCCUGAGGACAUCAAGGUGUUGGACAGAGUGAUUUUCAAGAUUGGCCUUAGCAAGAAGGGCCACCCGCAGGUAACGCAGAUAAGACGAGCUCCGAUUGCACCGGACUCGCCUGAGAGUUGA
Symbiodinium sp. CCMP2456 is the source of this 771-nucleotide messenger RNA. Lineage: Eukaryota; Dinophyceae; Suessiales; Symbiodiniaceae. The record is from the annotation of a GenBank genome assembly.